AGUUAGCCACGUAGCUAACAAGUUGACAGACCAUACCGUUAAAAAUACAAAGGUUUUACCAUCAAGACAAUGUAUUAAGUCUGUGUGCAAGAUAAGAGGUAGUGUACACAUAAAGCCAGAUCACAUUUGGAGUACAUAACUUCGAACGACUGUACACCUUUUUGAGAGACCUGGCCUUUCGCUACUGUUAUGAUGAGCCCCACGCAGUGGGACCUGCCCCCCGAGCUAUGCUGCAGGCCCAUGGCUUUCGUGGCACUGACGGGUCUGGAUGUGGUGUACAAUGCUGUGCACCGGGCCAUCUGGGACGCAUUCUGUGCCAACCGGAGAGCUGACCGUGUGCCCAUCUCCUUCAAAGUCCUGCCAGGAGACCAUGAGUAUCCAAAGUGCCGCACAAAAAGAACCUCCUAUGAGUGGUACAUCCCAAAAGGGAUUUUGAAGACUGGCUGGAUGAAUAAGCACUUGAACCUUGUUCCAGCGCUGGUGGUGCUCUUUUACGAGUUGGACUGGGAUGAUGCCCAGUGGAAGGAGAAGCAGUCGGAAUGUGCCACCAAAGUGGAGAUUGUCAGAACAAGUCUGCAAGGCAGAAACACCAAGGUCGCUGUAGUCUUAAUCCAGAAGAAAACACCUCUUCCUCCAGGGGAGGAUGUAGUGGCCUCUGAGCGUGCUGCCGCCCUGUGUAAUGCCUGUGACCUGUCAGGGAAGUCACUCUUUGUGCUCCCCCACACUGACCACCUUGUGGGGUACAUCAUCAGAUUAGAGAAUGCCUUCUAUGAACAUGCCCAGACAUACUACUACACAGAAAUAAGAAGAGUCAAGUCUCACAAGGAGUUCCUUAACAAAACGACACACCAGUUACUGUUUGUGAGGCAUCAGUUUAAGAUUGGGUUUUUCAGUGAGCUCAAGCAGGAUACACAGAAUGCACUUAAGUACUACAGAACAGCAUAUGGCCUUGUCCAUGAGCUACGCGUUCAUGAAACCAACAUGCUGGAGAUCAAGACCAUGGCUGGCUUCAUCAACUACAAGAUCUGCAGGCUGUGCUUCCAGCACAACACCCCCCUGGAUGCCAUCGCUCAGUUCAGGAAGCACAUCGACCUAUGCAAGAAGAAGAUAGGCAGCGCCGAGCUGGCGUUCGAGCACACCGCCUGGAUGUCCAAACAGUUUCAGUCCUUUGGGGAUCUCUUUGAUGAGGCCAUUAAGCUCGGCCUCACUGCAAUCCAGACCCAGAACCCUGGCUUCUACUACCAGCAGGCGGCGUACUACGCCCAGGAACGUAAGCAGCAGGCAGGCCAGCUCUGCAGCCACGAGCCCAGUGUGGCCUACCCAGCCCCCGACCCUCUGGAGACAACAGCGGGAGCACUGGACUUCUACGGCCAGAGAUCCUGGAGACAGGGCCACCAGAGUAUUGACCCUCCAGACGCAGAAAAAGAGAAACUGGGCAUUCUGGCUCUCCAGAUGAAGGAAAAAGAUAUACCUCACUCGGAGCUUAUCAUUGCUUUGCUUAGCAAUGCUGUAGCCCAGUUCAAGAAGUACAAGUGUCCACGAAUGAAGAGCCACUUAAUGGUUCAGAUGGGAGAGGAGUACUACCAUGCCAAGGACUACACCAAAGCCCUCAAGCUGCUGGACUACGUGAUGUGUGACUACCGCACGGAACGCUGGUGGACCCUGCUCACCUCCAUCCUCUGCACCGCCCUCAAGUGCUCCUACCUGAUGGGGCUCAUCAAGGACUACAUCACCUACGCCAUGGAGUUGGUGGGGCGAGCCUCCACUCUACGCACUGAACAGAAGUCCAGGAUCGAGAAGAACCUCAUCAAAGUACUGAUGAACGAGGUGCCGGAGCCAGAGCCUGACUGUGACCCAGCGUCAGUGAAGGCUGCCCAGGCACUGUGGAACGACCGCGUCUCUCUGGCGGGAAACAACGACUUCACCGUGGACAUGCAGGAGUAUGUGCCCUUUGUCCAGUGUAAGGCCAAGUUCCUGUCGCCCAGUUUCCACGUGGAUGACCCAGUGCAGCUGCAUGUCUACCUGAAGGCUGACUGCCCACAUUCCCUUCGCUUCUCCAAACUGUGUGUGAGCCUGAGUAACCAGGAAUACAACCAGUACUGCCUGGUGGAGGAGCCGUGCAAGUCCAAAGACAUCCUCGAGCCGUCCACCCAGGAGAACAUGUGUCUAGUGCCCGGCAAGACACGCAAGUACUGCUUCAAGUUUGUGGCCAAGACUGAAGAUGUGGGAAAGAAGAUAGAGAUCACUGGCGUGCACCUGAUGCUGGGCAGCGAGAGCGGCCGCUGCGUCUAUCUGAACUGGCGGGGCGGAGGCGGCGACGCAGGCUCCUCCCAAGAGGCCGUGCAGGCGUCCCGCUCUUUCAAGAGGCGCGGCCGUGCCCCGGAGCAGCAUGUGGACUGGGACAUGGUGACCAUUCAGGCCAGCACCAUGGUUAUUUCCAGGGUCCCCCGUAUCUCAGUCCAGCUGCGUCAUGAGCCCCCAGCGCUCAACAACGAGAUGUACUGCAUGGCCCUGACCAUCCAGUCCCAGGAGGACACUGUGGCCAGAGAUGUUAAGCUCACAGCUGGCCUCAAACCAGGCCAGGACGCAAACCUCACCCAGACGACCCACGUGACCCUGAAUGGAAGUGAGGUGUGUGAUGACUCCCAUCCGGCCUUGCUCACUGACCUCCCCAUCGGAGACCUGCAACCUGGAGAGAAGAUUGAAAAGCUUUUGUAUGUGCGCUCAGUCAGCACCGGCUCACGCAUCUUCCUCUUUCAUGUGGCCUACACCAUGAGCACUACCGUGGAGGGCAAGGAGAUCACCUGCAAGUGCCACAAGGAUGAGACUGUCACCAUAGAAACUGUCAUUCCAUUUGAGGUGACCACCAGGUUUGUUUCUAAAAAGUUUGAGAACUUGGACAGGGUGUUCGUUGACAUCCCCUUCUUGCUCAUGACUGACAUCCUGAGUGCGUCGCCAUGGCCACUGCACCUGGACACCAGCCGGCUGGACCUUGCUCCAACUAUGGCUGCCAUCGACCAGCUGCAAUCACAGCUAGAGGAAGAGGUGCUCCAGACUGGGGAGUGUGCCAGCGAGUGCUUUUGUCUCAAGUGCCCCCCGGUGGCCAACGGGAGCAGCACAGUGGCAUCGGGGCAGUACAUCAUCUCCUGGAAGAGGAAAUCUACCUUCGCUGCAACCCCAAUGAUCAACACUGUUGUCACCCUCCCUCAUGUUAUCGUCGAAACCAUUCCAUUAUACGUGCACGCUGACCUGCCUUCGUUCGGCCGCGUGCGUGAGUCUCUGCCAGUGAGGUACCGCAUUGAGAACCGCACGGCCCUGGUGCAGGACGUGGAGAUGUCCGUGGAGCCCAGUGAUGCCUUCAUGUUCUCCGGCCUCAAACAGGUGCGCAUGCGUAUCCUGCCGGGUGCGGAGCAGGAGAUGCUGUAUAAUUUCUACCCGCUGAUGGCGGGCUACCAGAGCCUGCCUCUGCUCAGCGUGACCCUGCUGCGCUUCCCCAACGUUCCCCCGCAGUUGCUCCAGCGGUUCCUGCCCUCGCGCAUCUUUGUCAAGCCUCAAGGAAGAGCUGGUGACGCCUCAAUAGCAGCUGCAUAGGAAGAGCUGGGAGUUUGUUUACUGGAUUACUUUUUGUGAAUGAAUUAGCCACUGUUAUUCCUGACUGGGUACAUUUCCAAGACGAAAAUCAUCAUGCCCGGAAUUCUUUUGCCUGCUAGUAGAGAGCGUUGCCUUUGUUUGUAUGUCAUUGGUCUCACUGUGUAUUUUAUUGUUAAUGUAUUUUCAACUCAACUAAUGCAUUUUAACAGGCUUGGCUAAAACAGAAAACAUAUGUAAACACAGCUGUAAUUUAUGUUAAUCACUAAAGGUAUGGCAAAUCAUUAAACUUGUGAAGAAUUGA
Alosa alosa (allis shad) is the source of this 3892-nucleotide messenger RNA. It is a transcript of the gene trappc11, whose product is annotated as trafficking protein particle complex subunit 11. The transcript is spliced from 30 exons. Lineage: Eukaryota; Metazoa; Chordata; Actinopteri; Clupeiformes; Clupeidae. The record is from RefSeq and is a predicted model, not a curated record. The coding region runs from base 190 to 3591 and encodes 1133 amino acids.